AUGGCCAAUGCAUAUACUAGUAUUCUUUCGCUUGAAUACAACCAGUUGAUCAAUCAUAACAGUGCUAACUUGUAUGAAUCCAAUAACGGGUUAUGGCAAGGGAGUAAUCCAAGAUAUAUGGAUAAUUUGAGUCCAUUGAAUGAAUGCAUCGAGAAACUUAACUCCCAAUCAGAACGUACAAAUAAUGUUCAGCUUAUGUCAGAUAAACAGUUGAUGAAGUUAUGUAUAAAAGGAACUAAGGAGUACAUCAAUGAAACCAAAGCUGAGAUAUUAAAUUGCUAUAAUCAAAUUAAUUAUAAAAAAAUUGAAUUCAGUGAAGAAGAAUUUCUUAAGAUCAAUGAUUAUUUUAUUAUUAAAUUAAAUGAAUUAAGUCAAUAUUAUCAAAUCGAAGUUAUAAUCAAUAAUAUCAAUACCAAUUUUGAUAGAAAAUGGCAACAACUGAAAAAUUAUCAACUUUAUCUUAUUGGCAAUCAGGACAACAUCACCAUUGCUGAGACCCAAGUAAGAAUCUUGGUUGAUACUUGUUUGAACGGAUUUACUGUUGAUCAUAUCGAAUUACCAUUAUCAUUGAUACCAAUCAUUGGAGGCAUUGAAAUGUUGAACUUUAAUGAAAUUGUCAAGCAAUCAUUAUCCAAUAUUUAUUUACCAGACUUAUUACCCGAAUUAUUCAAUAGUAAGAUUUUUGAAACUAAUAAAAAUUUAAAAAUUUGGAUUACUAGUGAAAACAUUUAUGAAAUCAUCAUGACUAAGAAAAUUUUACAAGAUUUAAUUGAUUCAAUUCUUAUUAGAGAAAAUUCUUUAUUGACUAAAGAAAUUGUGAUCACCAAGACUAAACUUGAUUUAUUAAUUUUAUAUAACCAACUGGAAAUUUUGAAUAUUAUGUUUAAAAAUGGAACGUUCAUUCAAUUACCUUCAUUAGGAGAAAACGAAACCACCAUUAAAGUUCAAGGUCAAACUCCUGAAUCAAUAAAUGAAAGUAUUAAAGAAAUCAAUUUAAUUUUCAGUGGCGUAUAUACUUUAGAAUUAUUACCAAUUACAAAUCAAGCACUUAACUUAAUGAAUGACUAUUAUUUAAUGAAUUUGAUUGGAGAUUCGAAAACUUUAAAUGUUAAUUAUAAUUUAAUCGGGGGAUUGAGUAUAACUGGAUCCAAUAAGGAAAUUAAAGUUUUGAUUAUGGAAUUAAUCAAUAAUGAAACUUAUUGUCAACUGACUAACUUUGAAAUGAAUUUAAUCAUUGAAUUAGAUAACUUACAAAAAGAUUUUAUUAGUGGUAAAAAAAAUGGUAAGAUUAUCAAGAUAUUAAAUAACGUUAAUCAAAUUCCGAUAAUAAGUUUCCAUGCAUAUAAUGAAUAUAAUUUUUUCAUUAAGAUAUCUAUUAAUACUAAUAGUAAUAGAUUUAGUAAUUUACUAAAAGUUAUUGAAUUAAUUGAGUUAGAAUUGCCAUCAGAAUUACAAUUCAAUAUCCCAGAAGUUUUCCAUAAAUCAAUCAUUGGUAAUGGAGGUUCAAUUAUUCAAUCAAUUAUGAAAAAAUAUAAUGUUUUCAUUAAAUUUUCAUCGAGUGUUAUCCUGGUCAAUGAUGAUUCAAUUUUUUAUCUGUUUAAAAGGUUUAAUAAUGUAUUAAUCAAAUGUCCUAUGAAGAAUUCCAGAAACAUUCAAUUGGUCAAAUUUGAAAUUGAUCAAUUGGUUAAUCAAUGUUGUUUAAAUAACAUGAUUAAUAAAUCAAUCAAUUCCACCAUUUAUCAAACAAUUGAAUUUAAUUUAUUGAAAAGUCAUUAUUUAAUGAUUAUUAAUAAAAAUUAUAAUUUAAAAUUCAUUAAUUUUUUGGAAAUUGAAAAUAAUUCAUUUAUAAAUUUUCCUAAAUCGAUCGAUCACUUUAAUAAUUCAAAUAAUCUUUUAAUUGAUAUUAAAGGUGCAGAAUUGAAAAUCCAAAAUUGUGCUAAUAAAUUAUCGCAAAUCUUACCAUCCAAUUUUGAAUUCAAAAUUCCAUUUUGUCAUGGUAAAUUUAAUGAAUUGAUCAACGAAUCAAAUAAAGAGUUUAAGGAAAAUAUCAUUAUUCCAUUCAGAUUAAUGUUAGGUAUUGAAUUGGUUAUCAAUGAAGUUUCAAUUGAUGAUUCGUCUUGUCAUCAAAUCAUCUUAUCCUUCUGGGGUAAGCAAUCGGAUAAACAUAUUCAAAUGGCCAUAAACGAUUUAACUUUAUAUUUAAGAGAAAAGAAAUUCUUGAUCAUGGAUAAAUCUUUCUACAAAUUCAAUCCAAUUAAACAAAAAAGACAAAAUAUUUUGAAACCCAUCAACUAUAACUUCACUCCAACCGCUCCUUUCAAAUUCUUACCCGAGAUCCCAGUCCAGCCUUUGAUAGGCGGAUACUCGACUUAUAUAAAUUAA
This is a messenger RNA of Hyphopichia burtonii NRRL Y-1933, 2382 nucleotides long. RefSeq lists its product as uncharacterized. Gene Ontology annotation, molecular function: RNA binding. The record is from RefSeq and is a predicted model, not a curated record. The coding region runs from base 1 to 2382 and encodes 793 amino acids. The transcript has a single exon. NCBI's taxonomy places the organism in Eukaryota, Fungi, Ascomycota, Pichiomycetes, Serinales, Debaryomycetaceae.